This is a messenger RNA of Sporisorium graminicola, 927 nucleotides long. RefSeq lists its product as uncharacterized. The record is from RefSeq and is a predicted model, not a curated record. Gene Ontology annotation, molecular function: protein tyrosine phosphatase activity. Bases 1 to 927 code for a protein of 308 amino acids. The transcript has a single exon. NCBI's taxonomy places the organism in Eukaryota, Fungi, Basidiomycota, Ustilaginomycetes, Ustilaginales, Ustilaginaceae. Gene Ontology annotation, biological process: protein dephosphorylation.
AUGUCCCUGGGCACGCACCCCUCGAAGCGCACCCUCGCCUCACUCUACCAAGCACUCGACUUCACCGACCACCUCCGCCUCACCGAACCCGACCUGGGCUACAGCACCACCACCUCGUCGGCCGCCGAAAACACCGACGCAAACCGAUACAGAGACAUCCUGGCCUACGACCAUGCGCUGCUACCUGGCGCAUAUCUCAACGCUGCCUACAUCCCACCGUUCCAUCCGACAAGCUUGAGCUUCGUGGUCAGCCAGGCGCCCCUGCCCGAGACGUACACUGCGUUUUACGGGCAUCUGGUGCAGGCACGCGUCGCCGUCUUGAUCAACCUCACGCCCUUGGUGGAAAAGGGCCGGAGCAAGGCGGACCAGUACUGGCCGAAUGCUGCACAGGGUGCAGAGGCGGUGCUAAGCAACGGAUGGAAGGUGCGCAGCGAGUCGGAGAAGCAGAUCCAGCUGGAUCAGGGCAAGGCGACGCUCAUCCGUCGAGUGCUCCACAUCGACACGGCCGAGCCCAAUGGAUGGCAGGUGACUCAGUUUCACCUCACGUCCUGGCCGGACCACGGCGUCUUCCCCACCUCGCUGCUUCUGCAGCUCAUGCACGAGACACAACAGGUGGCCAUGCCCAAGAUCUUCCCGCCCGCGCCGACGUGGAUCCACUGCUCGGCGGGUGUCGGGCGGUCCGGCACGCUCGCUGCCGCUUUUAUCGCUCAGGCGGCUAUCAACGUUGCCAAGCACCAAGGUCCAGAGCUGGUUCACAGCAAGAUUGGCACAGCUGCUGGUGCGGCUGUGUUGUGGGAUUUACCGGUCAGGAUUGUGGAACACCUGCGGAGGUACAGGGCGAGGAUGGUGCAGACUCUCGAGCAGUUUGAGGCGGUUUAUGAGAUUGUCGCUGAGCUUGCACGAGAGGCGGGAUUGGUCGACGACUAG